This is a messenger RNA of Plodia interpunctella (Indianmeal moth), 2198 nucleotides long. RefSeq names its product Ubiquitin-like activating enzyme 2 (gene Uba2). Gene Ontology annotation, cellular component: SUMO activating enzyme complex; cytoplasm. The record is from RefSeq and is a predicted model, not a curated record. The transcript has 9 exons. NCBI's taxonomy places the organism in Eukaryota, Metazoa, Arthropoda, Insecta, Lepidoptera, Pyralidae. Bases 121 to 1947 code for a protein of 608 amino acids. Gene Ontology annotation, biological process: protein sumoylation. Gene Ontology annotation, molecular function: SUMO activating enzyme activity.
AUGCCUUCAUAUUUCAUGCCCGUUUGCAUUUUGCAUUGCAAUUUGCAUUACACUUCGCAGACACGAGUAAAUUUGUGCUAAAGAAUCCUCAUUUAUAGCAAAAUUAAUAUUAAAUAAAAGAUGGUUGCGAGAGUGGCCGGUGUUUUCGAUGAGAAACUAACUGAAGCUAUCGCUAAUUCAAAAAUAUUGGUUGUCGGUGCCGGCGGCAUAGGUUGUGAAAUCUUGAAGAAUCUUGUGCUUACCGGUUUUCCGCAGAUAGAAAUUAUUGAUCUGGACACAAUAGAUGUGAGCAAUCUCAACCGCCAAUUCCUGUUCCACAAGGAGCAUGUCGGGAAGUCGAAGGCCCAGGUGGCAAAGGACAGUGCACUCAGCUUUAAUCCCAAUGUUAAUAUAGUUGCACAUCAUGACAGUGUUAUAAGCAAUGACUACGGGGUAUCAUACUUCAAACAGUUCAACAUUGUGAUGAAUGCCCUCGACAACCGUGUAGCACGGAACCACGUCAAUCGGAUGUGUCUCGCUGCUAAUGUGCCUCUGAUUGAGACUGGCACGGCCGGUUAUGCUGGACAGGUGGAACUCAUCAAGAAAGGGCUGACCCAAUGCUACGAGUGCCAGCCAAAGGCCCCACAGAAGUCAUUCCCCGGCUGCACUAUUCGUAACACACCAUCUGAGCCGAUACACUGCAUUGUGUGGGCUAAACAUCUGUUCAACCAGUUGUUUGGGGAAGAGGACCCCGAUCAGGAUGUCAGUCCGGAUACAGCAGACCCUGAGGCUGCAGGAGAUGCAGGAUCUUCGGCGUUGUCUUCUGAAGGAACUAACUCUGGCAAUGUGGAACGCAAAAGCACAAGAGCGUGGGCAGCUGAAACAAACUAUGAUGCUGAGAAGUUGUUCACUAAAUUGUUUGGCGACGACAUACGCUACUUGCUCUCUAUGGAAAACUUGUGGAAGAAACGCAGGCCGCCCACGCCGCUGUCGUGGCCCGACGCGGCCGCGACGGCGCCCCCGCCGCCGCCGCGCGCGGGGCUGCCGGACCAGCGCGUCUGGCCGGUCCACGAGUGUGCACAGGUGUUCGCGGCGAGCUGCGCGGCGCUGCAGGCCGAGUUGAGGAGUCGGGCGGCGGGCGACCACCUCGUGUGGGACAAGGACGACAAGAGUGCCAUGGACUUCGUCACCGCUUGCGCCAACAUCCGCGCGCACAUCUUCAAUAUUCCUCUCAAAUCACGCUUCGAGAUCAAAUCAAUGGCGGGCAACAUAAUCCCGGCCAUAGCGACAGCCAACGCGAUAGUGGCCGGGCUGGCGGUGGUCCGCGCUCAGGCCAUACUCAGGUGCGACAUCGAGAGCUGCUCCAGCGUGUAUCUGCGGCCGAAGGUCAACCACCGCGGGCAGCUGUUUGUGCCUGAAAAAACCCUCACCCCACCGAACCCGAAAUGUUACGUCUGCGCGCCGAAGCCAGAAGUGGGGCUCGCUUGUAACCUGAAGCAACUCACUCUCAAAGACCUCACCUCCGCUUUCAAAGAGGGACUGAACAUGCAAGCGCCCGACGCCACCGUCGAAGGCAAGGGCCUUGUGGUCCUUUCAUCAGAACCAGGGGAAACGGACCACAAUAACGAUAAAACUCUUGAAGAAAUAGGCCUGAACGACGGCUGUGCUCUACUCGUGGACGAUUUCCUCCAAAACUACGAAGUUAGAGUCCGGCUUCAACAAGAAGAUGAAGAAAAAUCUUGGCGGUUAGUCACAGAGAGUGAUGCCCCAGUGCCAACCCCGAAAGAGGACGAAAAACCAGCAAAUGGGUCCAAUGGUUCCAAUGAACCCAAACCUGGUCCAUCCAGGUCUAAGGAAGACAGUGACAGCGAUAUGGAGAUCAUUGAGGAGGAUGAAGAUGAACCGACAGUGAAGCCACCGAAACGCAGGCGCACAGAAAUGAGUGACGAAGUUGUCGAACUUUGUUAGUACCUAAAAAUCCUGGCCAUCCCAGCCAUUAUACUAAUAUUCCAUUAUCUAAUAACUGAAUGACAGACGUAUUUUAUAAAAGUAUUUCAAUUUAUCGAAUUAUAGCAAAAAAAUUCGUUCUAAUAAGUUAAAAUCUGUAGAUUCUCAAUUCAGAGUGAUAUUUAUAAGAACAACUAUUUUUUUCGACGUAGUUUAAGUGAUUCUUGUACGGAAAUAUUCUCAUUGUCGUAAAUAAAUUAAAUAAAUUCAAA